AUGAGCGAAGACGAAGACCCGUAUUCUUCGUCGCCAAUAGUAGCGAGCCGGCGGCAUGGGUCGCGGGAUCUAGUCGAUGGAGGAAAUGCCAUGUCCCCGUUGCAAACUCCCAAGAAGACUCCGAACAAGCGCUCGUCAGACAAUGAGACGGGAUAUCUAGCAUCGCCGUUUAGUGUCCGUAAUCAUGCAACUGGCAAUUACCGGUCUGGUGAGAACCACGGUAAAAGUAGCAAUAUUGAACUUCCAUUUGUUUUUGACAAGUUUCCUAUGCAUAUGUUUGACGACAUUUCUUUUAUACCUGGACGAGAUGACGCUCGAAUCUCACGGUUCAAUGAGACAACAAAGUCUCUCGUAUCUGCGACUAUUCCUAGAUUGGUGGUUCAAUUGACCAGCCAUGAUGUUCUUGAUUAUAAUUUCAUGUCAGAUUUCUUCUUGUCGUACCGAAUAUUUAUGUCCAGUGACGAGCUGCUGGAAUGCCUCUUUACCCGUUUGAUAUGGGCUAUUAAUUUGCAUACAACCAAAACUACAUCAUCGACAGCAUCUGACAAACAGGAUAGCGAGAUUGGCAGAGACGUAUCAGUUCGAGUGUUCGUUGUUCUUCGACAUUGGAUCUUGAACUUUUUCCCAGAUGACUUUCUCGUUAGCUUUAGACUGCGGUCCAAGUUCUCAUCGACAUUAAACAAGCUGUAUAGCUGGAACACAGUUCAGGAAGAAGUUCAGUUUAAAAGAAUCGUCGAACAGCUUAAGAAAGCCUGGAUCAGGGUAUGCUGCAUGUAUUGGCAGCUUGGAAGUCCUUUGAAUAAUAGUAAUUUCGAUGUUUCACUUCCAAUAUUCCCAGGUGGCACCUAUGGUCAAAUCAAUGCAUCAAGAAAACAUUCUACUUCUACUCACCAAGAUAAAUCCACUGCUAUAAGAAGGUCGACUUUAUUAAGUUUCUACAAGGGCCCUAUCAGACCGGCUAUCAGCAACAGUGACUUGAAAGGAGCUGAUGGCAUUUCUAGUGAUCAAACAGCCCAAGACACAAUGUCUGCAAUGUUAAAUAUCGACAAAACACUACGUAAUGGAGCUCUAGUCAAUGGAGGCAUUAUAUUAUCGGCCGAUGUUGAAGUCAAGUCGAUCAAGCCACCUACUCCAGUUAGAGUGGUUCAAAAGAACCAUGAGGAACGCGGGAACGAGGGUGAUUGCGAGCGAAAACCAGCCAAUCUCACAAUUCCACCUCCAAAUUAUAAACCUACUUUGAAAUCUGUUAUGGACUCCUGGAGAGUUAAAUAUAAAAGCAGCAACAGGGUCUUGUCAUUGUUUUCAAAUAUUAUGGCACCUAGAAAACCUGCUGUUGUCGAGGCAGACAGUCGUGAAUCGUCUAAAUCAUUUUCCGAUAUCCGCAUUGAUAUUCUUAGUGCUAGAGUCAUUGAAGAGCUGGACUAUUUUUUGAAGAUUAAAUCUGAAAAGCAACUGGGUCACGGACUCGGUUUAAUGCGAAACACUCGUCUUGCUGCUAAGCAAUCAGUUACUAAUCAAGGUGAGCAAGUGACGUCGCCAAGUAAAGUGCAUAGGCUGUCGUCUAGCUCCGAGUCACCGACCAAACGCCAGCGUGUACACGACCGGGAGUCAGUUGAUCUGUACUCUGUUUCAGAUACCCAGGAUGACGAGCGUGAUCAAAGUAGUGGUAUUCUCGGUGAUCGAUUUCCAAUUGAUAAGUUUGUUAAUCAGAGCCUCAGUUCAAAGAGAACGUCAAUGAUUGACAGUUUGAGGAUUCAGGACCGCUUAGGAAACACAUCAUCAAGCAGUAUUGCCUUAUCAGACCAUUUUCAAGAGACGGAUGAGCCGUUUGAAUUUAGCGACUCGCUCAGUAGCUUGACAUCGUCGGGUGGAGAAGGGUCACUCUUGUCUUUUGAUUCGUACGAUUCGGCUCUUAGCAAUCAAACAGUAAUGGCCACAGACAAGAGUGCAGCCGAACUUGACGAGAACCAACUGGGGCUGAGAAGAUUGCGCAGAUGGCGUAACCACGAGAAUUUACGAGACAUCACCAAUUUCCGUACCGAUGGUCGCACCAGCAUGAUAUCAGGCAGUGCUAACAUUUCAGGAAGAGUAACAGCCCUCAGAUCAAGAAAUACUAGCCAUGCUAGCCAUGGCAGCAAAACAAGCGAUAAAAGUGAAAAAAUGAUGCUUCCGUACUCAGGAGUAGACUCGGAAGUAGCAGCUCGAUUAGCAGCUAUUCCUGAUGACACACCCGAUGAGGACGCAAUCAACGCUGCGUUGUUGAAACUUGAAGGCAAGUACGUGAGAAAACGGAAGAAUCUAUCUCCAGAAGACGACAUCUUCAACUUUGAACGUACCACCGCAAAAACUAAUGGUCUGAUUGAAACGACACCUUCUAAUACAAACACAAACAGACACACAAAUACAAAUUCCCAAAUAUUGCAUGCCCCUAUUAUAACCCAUUCAGAAUCCGAGUUUGGCAAUAAAAUCACCAUCCAGUACACAGAAAGCCACAAUUCCAACCUAUUUAAAGCAGCAUUCGAGUCCAAGGCCGACAUUGCAGCGCUGGCGUCGUCGCCAUCGCCAAGCACCCAAUCACCUGUCUUUUCAACCCCUACAAGACAUCAGCCAUUUGCAAACUCCACACCUAAAGAACGCAUUAGCAGGGACCAGAGCCAGACACAAACGCAACAAGACAGGUCGACGGUAUUCUCAAUUCCAUAUUCCCCAGAACACCCUUUGUCAGUGUCAAACAUCGUCACUCAGGGCAACCACACACCGUUUAUUCUCAAUUUCGGGUCAGAUGAACUGUGUGCUCAAUUCACGCUGAUUGAACGCGAUGCACUGGCCGAAAUCGACUGGAAAGAUCUAAUUGAAAUGAGAUGGACGCGAACAGUCGUGCCCAUUCAGAGCUGGUUAGAAUUCCUAGUGGAGCGAGAUUCACGAGGUGUGGAGCUGGUCAUUGCUCGGUUUAACCUGAUGGUUAACUGGAUCAAGUCGGAGAUCCUACUGACUCGGCAGCUGGACGAGCGGGCACAAACGAUCUCGAGAUUUAUUCAUAUUGGCCAUCAAGCUCGCACGCUGCAGAACUUUGCAACCGUGAUGCAAAUCGUGCUAGCACUACAAUCAGCAGUGAUCUCGAAACUAAAAACCACCUGGGAACAUGUGACGGAGAACGACCGUGAGCUGCUAAGACAGAUGACGGAGCUUACGUCUCCCCUCAAGAACUUUUCCAAACUGCGUUCUCAACUCAACCAGCUCGAGCCCACCAAAGGCUGUGUGCCAUUUGUAGGCAUGUACCUCUCCGACCUGACAUUCAAUGCCGAGCGACCAUCGUUCGUCGACACCGACGCCGACCAUGGCACUGACAACAGCACCAAACUCGUCAACUUCGACAAGUUCCAAACAGCGUCGUCGGUAGUCAAAUCGCUCCUCCAGUGCAUCGAAUGGUCCACCAACUACAAACUGCACCCGGACCACGACCUGGUUGCCAAAUGUCUCUACAUCCAAUCACUCACGGUCGAAGAAAUGGACAUGUGCCUCGACCACCUCAUCGACCCCUGA
Sugiyamaella lignohabitans is the source of this 3543-nucleotide messenger RNA. RefSeq names its product mitotic regulator LTE1 (gene LTE1). The record is from RefSeq and is a predicted model, not a curated record. Gene Ontology annotation, biological process: Ras protein signal transduction; positive regulation of GTPase activity. Lineage: Eukaryota; Fungi; Ascomycota; Dipodascomycetes; Dipodascales; Trichomonascaceae. Gene Ontology annotation, molecular function: guanyl-nucleotide exchange factor activity. Gene Ontology annotation, cellular component: plasma membrane. Bases 1 to 3543 code for a protein of 1180 amino acids. The transcript has a single exon.